Messenger RNA from Didymosphaeria variabile, 1536 nucleotides. RefSeq lists its product as uncharacterized. Gene Ontology annotation, molecular function: monooxygenase activity; iron ion binding; oxidoreductase activity, acting on paired donors, with incorporation or reduction of molecular oxygen. The transcript has 3 exons. Lineage: Eukaryota; Fungi; Ascomycota; Dothideomycetes; Pleosporales; Didymosphaeriaceae. The coding region runs from base 1 to 1536 and encodes 511 amino acids. The record is from RefSeq and is a predicted model, not a curated record.
AUGGAAGCUUUCACACUCUUCCAGAAGAUGAGUCUUCUUGAGCCCGCUGUCUUCGUGACAGCUACGUGCCUCAUACUAAGCCUCACCUACGGCCUCUACAACCUCUACCUCCAUCCACUUGCCCCCUACCCGGGCCCAAUCCUCUACUCCGCCUACCGCCUCCCCUACGUCAUCACCAAUAUCCGCGGCAAACUCCCCUUCCGCGUCCUGGAUAUGCACCGCACGUACGGCCCCGUCGUGCGCAUCGCCCCCAACGAGCUCGCUUUCACCUCCCCCGAGGCCUGGAACGACAUCUACGGGCUGCAAAGCGAUCGUGUGCAGAACCCAAAAGACGAACAGGCGUACACGCCCGGCGCGAACAACGAUUCUCGAGAAACGAAGGGCAUAGUCAACGCGAACGAUGUGCAGCACGCGAGGCUGCGCCGGAUCUACGGGCAGGCGUUUACGCAAAAGGCGAUCGAGGGGCUGGGCGACAUGUUGGUCAAGUAUGCUAAUCUUUUGGUUGAGCAGUUGAGCCUCGCCAUUGAGAAGGAUGACGUGCAGGAUCUCUCCGCGUGGUUCAAUUACACGACGUUUGAUCUGACCGGAGAAUUUUCCUUUGGGUCCGCAUUCCACUGUCUUGACAGCGGGGGAAAGAGCCACUUCUUCCUGGAUACGGUGCUAGCUGGGGUGGUGGUAGGGUGCCAGAUAUGGCAGCUUGAGCGGUACAAGCUGCUUACUAUCUUGCAGCCGGUGCUGUCUCUUUUCGCGGGGGAGGCGAUUAAGAAGCAGGAGAUGAUGGGGCGGUAUACGCAGAAGGUGGUGGAUGCGAGGCUCGAGGAGGGGUAUCAGGUUGGACGGAAAGACGUGCUGAAUUAUUUGCUUCAGAACAAGAAGGAGGAGGAUCAGCUUGAGAGAGCGGAGCUGUAUGAGAAUGCGUUGACGCUGGUGGUGGCGGGGAGCGAGACGACUGCUACGCUGUUGACGGGUGUGGUGUACUAUCUGUGCAGGCACGCGGACGUGCUGGAGAAGGUGCAGAAGGAGGUUCGCGGUGCGUUUGAGCAGGGUGGGGAAAUUACGCCUGCGUCCGUGAAUGAGCUGGAGUACAUGAUUGCAGUGUUGGCGGAAACGCUACGCAUCUUUCCGCCGUCGGGGUUCGGCUUUCCACGUCUUAUCUCGAGCAAGGGCGGGCAAAGCGUUGCGGGAGGUUGGGUCCCUGAAGGGACUCGUUGCAGCAUAUUCCACCACGCGGCUUAUCGCUACGACGAGUAUUUUGCUCGACCGGAGGAUUUCGUCCCAGAGCGCUGGCUUGUCAAUGCCCCGAGUGAGUUCAAGAAUGACAAGCGGGAGGUGGUACAGCCGUUCAUGGUCGGUCCGCGAGGAUGCAUCGGAAAAGGUCUGGCGUAUGCCGAGAUGAGAAUCCUGCUCGCGAAGAUGCUCUGGCAUUUUGAUUUCGAGCUUGCCGACGCUGCCAAGCAAUGGCAUGAGAGCCUGCGAGCGUUCCUGAUCUGGGAGCGAACACCUUUGCGAGUUCGUCUUAGAAAGGUACAGCGAUGA